AUGGCAUCUAAAGGCACCUCCUUGAGGGACCGCCAGAUCUCCUCCCUCAAGAAGAUCUUGAACCUGAACGAUGCCAUUGAUACGACCGAGACCGACGAAUCCCACGUGAGCGCGAUCGCACCGUCAUCCAUCCUCACGGCAGAUGGCGAACCGAUAUGGAAGGUCCUUUGCUUCGACGACCUCGGACGUGAUGUUUGCAGCUCUGUCCUGACGGUCCAGAACCUCAGGUCUCUGGGCGUUACCCUCCACACACAUAUUGGCGCCUCGCGACACCCGAUCCCAGACGUCCCCGUUAUCUAUCUUGUCGAGCCAACGCCCCAGAACAUGAAGCAGAUCACUGCCGAUCUACAGAAUGGGCUCUACUCUCCAGCAUAUAUCAAUUGUUUGGGAGGCAUUCCGCGAGCAGCCUUGGAGGAUUUCGCCGCAGAGACUGCCGCUGCCGAAACAUCAGAAAAUAUUGCCCAACUCUUCGACCAAUACCUCAACUUCAUCGUCGAGGAGCCUGAUCUUUUCAGGCUGGGAAUCCCAAAGGCAUACUCGGCGCUCAACAGCGCCAAGACGACCGACGAGAAGCUUGAUGAGCUGGUAGACACUAUCGUCAAUCGGCUGUUCAGCGUUGUCGUGACCAUGGGCGUUAUUCCCAUCAUUCGGUGCCCUAAGGGAGCGGCUGCUGAAAUGAUAUCUGCAAAGCUCGAUCGGAAACUGCGCGACCACAUCCUCAACUCGAAAGACAACCUCUUUUCUUCAAGCGCCCGGUCAAACACAUCAGCGACACCCACAUCACGCCCUGUGUUGGUCAUUCUCGACCGAGAUGUGGAUCUUCUCCCAAUGCUUUCGCAUUCCUGGACAUACCAGUCCCUGGUGCAAGACGUGCUCUCUAUGGAGAAGAGGCGCAUCACCAUUGUGGAUGAGGGAAAGACGAAGAAGACUUAUGAUCUGACCAACGAGGACUUCUUUUGGAGGAAAAACAGCCUGUUACCGUUUCCCCAGGUCGCCGAAGACAUUGAUUCUGAAUUGACGAAGUACAAGGAAGAGGCCACGCAAAUCACAGCCAAGACCGGUGUGUCCGAUCUCGAAGACCUGCAAAAUGAUACGAGCGCCAGUGCGCAGCACCUCAAAGCUGCCAUCACGUUACUUCCCGAACUGCGAGAGCGCAAGGCCGUGCUGGAUAUGCACAUGAAUAUCUUGGCUGCUCUUCUCACCGGCAUUAAAGAUCGGCAGCUAGACAACUACUUCCAGCUCGAGGAGAACAUCACCAAGCAGACCAAGGCGCAAAUGAUGGAGCUCAUCAAGAGCGAUGAGGGACAAGCCGCCGACAAGCUGCGACUCUUCAUCUACUUCUUCCUGAGCUCCAACUCGGAACAGGCCGAACUGAGUCGAACGGAGUGGGAGGGCUUCGUCGAAGCGCUGGCGGCCGCGGGCGCGGACGUCGAGUGUCUGCCAUAUAUUCGACAACUGAAAUCGACGACAAAGCUGACGAACCUCACCACCAUCAACAACCCGUCGCCCCAACAGGCCGGCAGCACCGACUUGUUCGGCCGCUUCUCGUCCAUAUCCAGCCGUCUUACCGACCGACUGAAGGAGAGCGGCGUACCCACGGGUCUCUCCUCCAACUUUGAGUCGCUCAUCGGCGGCAUCAAGACGUUCCUGCCCGCCGAUCGCGACUUCACCAUUACCAAAAUCAUCGAGAGCAUCAUGGACCCCUCGACGGCCUCGAGCACGGCCAUCGCCAAAACGGAAAACUACCUCUACUUUGAUCCCCGCUCCGCCAACGCCCGCGGCACCAUGCCCCCGCCCAGCUCCGUGCGCGCUGGCGGCCCCGGCUCGGCCCUCCCCGGCGGUCUUCCGGGCCAGGGCGGUCCCGGUGGCCCCGGAGCCGGCACGGGCGCCAGCUUCGGCCAGCGCCGCCAGGGCUUCUCCGAGGCCAUCGUCUUCACCGUCGGCGGCGGCAGCAUGGACGAGUACGGCAACUUGCAGGAGUGGGUCGCGCGGACGGGCGGCGAUCGCGCGCGGAAGAGGGUCGUGUACGGGUCCACGGACCUGCUCAACGCCCAGGCGUUCUUGGAGCAGGAGUUGAACACGCUGGGAAGGGAGGUGGCGUCUUAG
Messenger RNA from Verticillium nonalfalfae, 2106 nucleotides. It is a transcript of the gene SLY1, whose product is annotated as Vesicle trafficking between the ER and Golgi. NCBI's taxonomy places the organism in Eukaryota, Fungi, Ascomycota, Sordariomycetes, Glomerellales, Plectosphaerellaceae. The record is from RefSeq and is a predicted model, not a curated record. Gene Ontology annotation, cellular component: Golgi membrane; cytosol. Gene Ontology annotation, molecular function: syntaxin binding. The coding region runs from base 1 to 2106 and encodes 701 amino acids. The transcript has 7 exons. Gene Ontology annotation, biological process: endoplasmic reticulum to Golgi vesicle-mediated transport; intracellular protein transport.